Molecule: messenger RNA, 1926 nt
Organism: Helicoverpa armigera (cotton bollworm)
Lineage: Eukaryota; Metazoa; Arthropoda; Insecta; Lepidoptera; Noctuidae
Gene: lace
Product: serine palmitoyltransferase 2
Exons: 9
Coding region: 247-1875 (542 amino acids)
Biological process (GO): ceramide biosynthetic process; sphingosine biosynthetic process
Cellular component (GO): serine palmitoyltransferase complex
Molecular function (GO): pyridoxal phosphate binding; serine C-palmitoyltransferase activity
Source: RefSeq, a predicted model, not a curated record
CAGUUUGCUGGUUCAAGUCGAUCAGAAUAUUCAGAUAUGGACUGAUCAUAACUUGCGCAAUUUACAAAUAUUACAUAGAAAUUGCACUAUUUACGGCUUUGUGAAUUAUCCUCGAUAUAAAGACCCAAUUAUAAGUAGUCUCGUAGCUUUAGCUAAAACUUUGUAUUAAGACAUCGUGUUAUAUGUCCGCGAUAGUUCCUUGUUUCUUCGAUUAAAAGUAUUACUAUCACAGAAUACUUCAUUAGGAUGGCGGCGGCUGUGGCGAAUGGUUGUGUAAAUGCGAGCGACAUAAAGUCUUAUAAAAAUGUACAGGAUUGUAACGGAACAGAAGGGAAGUUACUAAAUGGCGAAGUGAAAAACAUUACAAAUGGCUACACGAAGUCAACAAACACGAGAAAUGGUGACGCUAAAAAGUUUGUGGAGGAGGGUGGGGGCGUGCCGAAGAUGGACUGGUCUGCGUACGACACGUUCCCGGGCUCCUUCGAGAAGUGCACGCUGCUGACAGCGGUGCUCACGCACGUCGGCCUCUACAUCCUCAUGUUCCUCGGCUUCGUCAACCAGCUGCUCUUCAAGCCCAAGGUCGCCACAGAGAAGAAUAGAGAGGGGUACGCGCCGCUGUACGACCCCUUCGAGACGUUCUUCUCGCGCUACGUGUACCGGCGCGUGCGGCACUGCUUCAACCGGCCCAUCUGCUCCGCGCCCGGCGCAGAGCUCACGCUCAAGGAGCGCUGCACCGACGACCACAACUGGAGCUUCAGGUUUACGGGCAAGGAGCAGCGCUGCAUCAACCUGGGCUCGUACAACUACCUGGGGUUCGCGGAGGGCGCGGGCGGCGCCACGCACGCCGACGUGGUGGCGGCCACGCGCCGCUACGGCGUCGCCAUGUGCUCCGCGCGCGCCGAGCUCGGCUCCACGCCGCUGCACGCCGAGCUCGAGGCCACCACGGCGCAGUUCCUCGGCGUCGAGGCGGCCAUUGUGGUGGGCAUGGGGUUCGGCACCAACACGCUGGGGCUACCCGGCCUGCUGGGCCCCGGCUGCCUGGCGCUGAGCGACGAGAACAACCACGCGUCGCUGAUCCUCGGGCUGCGCCUCGCGCGCGCCACCGUGCGCGUGUUCCGACACAACGACGUGCGCCACCUCGAGCAGCUCGCGCGACACGCCAUCGCCGAGCGCAAGUGGAGGAAGAUCGUCAUCGUGGUGGAGGGCGUGUACAGCAUGGAGGGGUCCAUCGUGCCGCUGGCGGCGCUGGUGGCGCUGAAGCGGCGCCUGGGCCUGCAGCUGUACCUGGACGAGGCGCACAGCGUGGGCGCGAUGGGCGCGACGGGGCGCGGCGUGACGGAGCACGCGGGCGUGGACCCGCGCGACGUGGACGUGCUCAUGGGCACCUUCACCAAGAGCUUCGGCGCCGCCGGCGGGUACAUCGCGGGGUCGGCGCGGCUGGUGCGCUGGCUGCGGCAGCACGGGCACGCGCACACGUACGCGCAGGCGAUGGCGCCGGCGGUGGCUGCGCAGGUGCUGGCGGCGAUGCGGGCGCUGGGCACGCCGCGUGGACGCGCUCGCCUCACCGCGCUCAAGGACAACACGCACUACUUCCGCGACCAACUGCAGGCGAUGGGCGUGGUGACGUUCGGGCACCGCUCGUCGCCCGUGGCGCCGCUGCUGGUGUACACCUUCAGCAAGAUGGCGGCCACCGUGGAGCGGCUCACGGCGCGCGGCGUGGCCACGGUCGGCGUCGGCUUCCCCGCCACGCCGCUCAACAAGGCCCGGAUACGGUUCUGCCUGUCGGCGUCGCACUCGCGCGAGCAGCUGGACGCGUGCCUGGCGGCCGUGCGCGACGUGGUGCAGGAGCUCGGCCUCGCCUACUCGCGCCGCUAGCGCAACGCGGUCCAAUACAACUUGUACUCAAUAAAUUAUUAUUUUCUCACA